Messenger RNA from Bursaphelenchus xylophilus (pine wood nematode), 3160 nucleotides. The record is from the annotation of a GenBank genome assembly. NCBI's taxonomy places the organism in Eukaryota, Metazoa, Nematoda, Chromadorea, Rhabditida, Aphelenchoididae.
AUGGCUCGUAAGUCUUUUUUGUUUGUUAUCUUUUGCUUUGAUGUUUAGAGCUCUGUCUUAACGUUGAGAUAAAGUUGUACCAGUUAUUGGAAAUUGAAGAACAUAUUAUAUUAGACUAGACACUGAAAUUCAAAAAAAAAUCGGAAAAUUCCAGAUCGCUCCGACCUCCCACUGCACGGAGUGUCGGCGGAGACAUGUGGAGUGGUCCUGGAUAACCCUUCCAAUGACAGCAGCAGCCCAAUCCUUCACAAGGUCAUGUGCAAUAACAAGAAAUUGUAUUACCUUCCUCGAACCGUUUUUGAUUCGAAUAUACGAACGCUGGACAGAAAGAAGAGAAACGACUGUUUGAGGAUGCAUGAGGAAGCGUUGGCAUUUGGAAAUAAUAUCAAAUUCAAGUACGAGAUCAGGGAUAACGUGCGAGUGAUUCAGAGUUUCGAAAAGGGCGGGGAUUUCUUCCAAGGAGAGGCUCGAGACGCCCAUAACUACUUGGCCUCUUUGUCCGUUUUCAGUCCGGACCUGACGGAGAUCAACAGCGAACAUUUUGGAUACAUCAAAGUGGACCCCAAGCUUUUGGUGAGCUUUUUAUUUUGUUUUCUCUGUUUUAGGCAUGGAUAAUAUGAAGUUGCGGUGUUUUUAUGCCCAAAACAUUCUAAAUUGAUUUCAGAGGAAACUCGCUAUUCUUCCCACGCCAAAUGUGGAGAUUAUGUGCUGGUACAAAUUCAUUAUAUUGGACAACACCGGAGUCCUGGGAGACAGGGCCGACGUUCAGUUCGAGUUGGCUGAAUUGUCGGAUAAUCAGGAAGAUAUCGACCUUGGCCGACUGGCUGUUUCAGCGGUAUGUGUUUUAUCUUGCAUUAUUGUUGGCUUUUAGAAAUGGAAUCAAGAGAAAGUGAUUGCACCCACUCGAUUCGACUAUGGAUUUGACGACGAUGAUGAGCCGGAAGUUGAAGCCAAGGAAGACGAAACGUUCAAGGUGGGAAAUUGACACUUUUUUAACCCUAUAAUGGACUGGACCUUUCAUUUUUUAUCUCAUGUUUUAUAUUAUCCUUAUGUGUAAUAUAAUUUUUGCUCUGAAUUGUUUUUUUUCAGAUUGAAAAGGACCGUGUAGGCCUUAUAACAGGUCUAAAUACCAUUUUCAUUCCCGACCUGCCUUGUGAUGCCGUCCUUUUCACUACGUAUCGCCCAUUUCCAAACACUUUUAUUGGCUGCAGAGUAACUUGUAACCUGGUUUGGUCGCAUGUUUGCAAGGCCUACUUUGCAGUCCGGCCUAAGAUCAGUACGGGAACGCUGUUUGACGCGAUUAUCUAUCAAUCCAGGAAGUUUGGAGUAUUCGCUUAUGUAAGUGCCAUGAAUUUUAUAACCUGGCAAGCGUUUUGCUUGAAAAAUUUGGGAAAUUCAUACCCCGUAGAAGUACUUUCCUUGCAAAAAAUUGCGGAAUAAUUCAGAAAUAUAAAGUUCAGUUUGAAACAUUCGUGCGCUCGGGCGACGAACACAAGAGCCAGUUCUACCAACACCCAUUCCUCGGCCUGAUCGCCGACCCCAACAAUGUGCUCGAUAUUGCGCCCAUCAAACACAAAAACGCGAACGAUCACAAGGUUUACAAAGUGAUGAUCAACGACUUCUACGGCCUCGAAAACGAAAUGACCCACAACCGCGUGGACGGCCGAAUCACACGACUGGACAUUGUCAAAUUUGUCGGCGAUCGUGAGCUGGAAGAUGAAAUUGAGGACUGCAAAAAGAGACAGCCCAAGUUGAUCAAUGUGAAGGGCGUCUUGAUCGAUUCCGCAACUGGCAGAGUGUAUUGUGAGGAAUACGCGCAUUGCGAGUUCUUCCUGGCCAAUACGAAUGACAUGCCGUAAGUGGAAGGUUACGGCAUGCGGGAAGGUCUUGGUAGAAGUGGGAAAUUUCUUUGGAUUAUAGGUUUUGGGGUACAUAUAUUUUUUGAGCUUUACUUUUUUCCUUAAGUAUGUACUGUAAAGUAGUAAUUUUUUGAUUUUUUUUCGUAUAUACUUGAUUUGGGGACUUUCGAUGGUGCUGAUUUCGAAAAUCUUAUACAUUUUUUUUCUGAUUUGAAAACAGCACCAUCAGGAAUUUUAGGUUGUCGAGGCCGCAAUUUUUUUUUUAUUUUUUUUUUCAAUCCGGAAACAAGGGUUUUCCUGGGUAAUCGAGUACUGAAAUUGUCCAAAAAUGAUUUUUUUGUUAUCCAAAUCUGACAAAGAUAACGUUAAAAAUUUUUUUUUAUUGUCAUGGAUAAUAUCGUGAAAAUUUUUGUUGUCAAAUUUAUGUUACAGUGACGGACCUGAUCCAGUGGCAAAAAACGUACCAUUUUGCGUCCGCAAAGUAUGAAAAAAUGUAGCAAAAUACCUCCCUCUCCAAGUGAAAAAACCUCGUUUUGAAGGGCUUCCCUCACAAAAAGAGCGAGCGCGCCCUUCAAAACGAAGUUUUUUCACUUGAGGAGGGAGGUAUUUUGCCACAUUUUUUGAUACUUCCUGGAUGCAAAAUGAUACGUUUUUGCCACUGGAUCAGGUCCGUCACUGUAACAUAAAUUUGACAAAAAGAAAUUUUCACGAUAUUAUCCAUGACAACAAAAAAAAUUUUACGUUAUUUUUGUCAGAUUUGGAUCACAAAAAGUUCGUUUUGGGGCCUUUUCAGUACUCGAUUACCCAAGAAGCCCCUUGUUUCCUGGUUAAAAAAAAUUUUAUUUGGAGAACGUAUAAGAGUAACACUGUUGCUCGGACAGUUGUUUAUCUUGAUUUUUACAGGAAUGGUGCCCUUAUCCACAUCGAAUUGGCGACCAGAACCAAAAAUGAGGUCAAACCGAAGCCAUAUUUUGAGAUCUCCAACUUUUCCAUCGCCCCGGCCAGCAAAGAAAUGCAAUAUGACCCGACGUCCAAGAGGUUCAUCUUCAAAGCCAUGUUCGACGACAAAUACAAGUGCUUUUACAGCAAUUACUUUGGAUUUGUCCCCCUCGAGUAUGGAGAAAUGUAAGAUUUUAUCGAAAUUUGCGCUCCUGUUUUGGCAAUUUGUAUAAUCUUUCAAUUUUAGUGACAAAAAAUUGGAUAACAUCAAGAAAUACACAAUCUCGGCGGAGCAGAACCGAAGCGUCGGUGCACAAACCAUUCUUUGGAAGGGAAAACUUUUCUCAAGAGACAAUUUCUGA